AUGCAAAUCGCAAGGAGGAAUGGCGAUUUCGUCGUCGACGCGACAGCUGGCACCGGUGUCGCCAUCUUCAAUGGCGUGUUGCACCAAGCUUGGACUCGCCAGUUUGACUGGCGAGUUGAGGGUAGGGGUUUGCAGUUCCUAGGUGCAGCUAUUUCCGACGCUGCAGUCUGCAACCUGCAAUGGGCAGUUCCUAGGUGCAGGGUGUCGCCAGCUCCAAUGGCGUUUUGGUUGGCCAAAAUCGCCAGCACGAGCAGCGAUUUGCCUUGCUUGGGGAUCAAUGGCAUCUUCGUCAUCAUGCGCAUCAAGUAUACAAACGAGUUUGUCUGGGAGCCAUACACAGCAACUGUGAUGACAGCGUUGCCUCCAAUUUGUGUGGUUGGAAGUGUAGCCUGGUUUGCGGUGGUGCCACUGAUUUGUUUCCAUGUUGUUGAGUGGCACCAACCCAAUAGAGUUUUACGACAAUUUGGAUUGCAACAACCCAUUCCCGGGUGUCCUUCGCAACCGCAGAAUCUCCAUGGCAUAACGCUCAAAGGAAAACAAGAUGAGAAUUGGUUCCACCUGUUGGCCCCAAUCAUUGAUCAGUGGAACAAUCAAGCAGAGUUUAGGGUCGGCGUUUAUCCUCGACAGGAGGGCCUACUGGGUUAUAACUCAGACUACAUGGUGUGGUAUAGGCGUAAAACAAAGAUGUUUGUCGACCCAAACAAUGCAAACACAGCUGCAUUGGGUGAAGUUGUGGAGACUUUACAAUAUAUGGUGUCACCACAAGGGAGGAACACGUGGACGGUUGAUGAUCUCGUGCCUUACGUCGAUAAGUUAGCGAUUAUAUCUGAAGAGCAAGAGAGAAUCACUGAGCCAGUGUCACAUGGUCCAGCAUCAGAGCGUGAAUUCCCAGCCCCAGAGUUUCACAUUCUUCAGUCAAGUGUUGAAACUCGGGGCAUAGGCAGACGAAGGGAGCCUGUUGAAGCCGAACAAUAUUCCCAACAAAUGAUGGAGCGUGGUCAUGGAAUGUAUUACACGCCAGCAACAUUUUCCGAAUAUCCUUCACAGAUGUAUCAGUAUCCUUUUGCAGGUCAUCAUACUGAUACUUCUGAGACCUCACAUUCGUUCGGUGGUGUUGCGGAAACACAACCUCAUUUUUCAUGGCCCACUAUGACUCCUUCACAGCAGCACGAUGCCCCCAUGGCAACACCUAACGCCCCAUUUGCUUCGCAAUGGAAUGUACCCGGAGCAAUACCUGAUAUGGGCGACUUAUUAGGUGUUGAUUUGCGUCAGGAGUUUUCUGCAGAGGCUGAGCAAGUAGAAGCGGGGAGACAACGCGGCGGCAGAAGAAAUCCUGAUCGUCAAGCGCGAAGAUGGGAUCGACCAUGUGGCACAUCCUCACGACAUCAUGGACACCAUAAUGACUGAUUUUGAUGUAUCUUUGUAAUUUUGUUGUUGUUUGUAAGACAUUUGAUUUUGACAA
Molecule: messenger RNA, 1462 nt
Organism: Glycine soja
Lineage: Eukaryota; Viridiplantae; Streptophyta; Magnoliopsida; Fabales; Fabaceae
Exons: 4
Coding region: 1-1407 (468 amino acids)
Source: RefSeq, a predicted model, not a curated record